GUUCUCGCGGUACUUAUGUGUCAUGUUGACGGCCUACGCAGCGCCUCGUGACUGUUUUUGGAGCUGAACACGGAAAUGAUGUCAAAAAGUUUGUCCGACAGCCAGUGUGCUGCUAAAACACGGAGAUCUUCGAUAAGAAUGUCUUCUCUUAGUCGUAAAAACAGAGCAGGACAUGACUUUGUCAAAAAGUACCAGAGUCACUUGGAGAGCCGAAUUGAGAAGGGGGAUCAGAGUUUGGUAUGCAGAGAUGAGAAGAUCUGUAAGGAAGCGGAGACGCUCCUUACCAAAGGCAAUGCCCAGAAGACCCUUAAACUAGAUGGUCUCGAUUCAUUGGCAGUAAUUGAAAACUCACUCCAAGCAUUUCCUUUCAAAACUGGCCUUGUGGGUCUUGAAAAAAUUUCAAAGGCCUUUGAAGUGUUGGAGCUUGCUGCAUUAAACCUCUAUCUGUACCCAUGGAGAAAGGAAUACAAAUUUGUAAAGAUGUUUUCAGGCAUGUUCACACAUUUUAUCAAACCUGCAUUAACCCUACAGCAGGCCAGAGAGCUGUUUGGGCUACUUGGAUAUCUGCCUGCAAGCCAUAAUGAGGAAGAAGAGUUGGAACUAGACUCCAAACCAGUACCUGCGGCUUUUAUACUUUGCCUCGCAAGUGCCUUCUUUGCUGCUCGUAUAGAGUGCCAGUUGCUCCUUUUCAACUUGGGCUCUGUGGACACGAGUGUAGAGUCAGUUCUUCGGCUAGUUAAAGAGAGGCAGGAAGGCCACAGCCUUUGUGUAGCAUUAGAAAACAUUAAGAGAGAGUUGGAGGCAAGUCAUGCUUCAGAUGCCAAACUGACAGAGCUGGAUCUGUACACAGAUGAGAACUUGCCGCAGGCAAAUGCUAGUCACGUGGCAUCUACUUCUCCGCCACCUCACUCUUUCUAUAUGCAAUCAAACGAGACUUUACAAAGAGACCCCUCCCAAUCAGAUGGGUUGAAUAAUAAAAACAGUGGUCAGGAACCAACACUUUAUGCCUCAGAGUUUCAGUGCCAGAUCAACAACAGUGUCUCACUUUCACAGAAUCCAGGACCACUGGAAAACAUUGGUAAAGAACACAUGGCGGGUGAUCCUGAGAGACAAACAGCAGAAGUGGAAGGGGUUAUGUGCAGCUGUACCACGACAACAUCUUUGUAUAUGUACUUAUGUGAAAAUUGCAGGAACAUCCACAGAGGGGAUUGUGAGUAUUACAAGAAUUGUAAAACCAGAGGACAUACAUUAGCACUGUGCUCAGACGAAGUUGGACAGCAACAGGAAGAGAGUGCACCACUUUCAAAAGAUUUACUGAAGAAACAUCAUUGUAUGGAAAAACCAACUUCUGAUACCUUUCUGGUAUGCCACAACUGCCAGUUAAUCCAUGACCGUAGCUGUACAAACAAUAAUGUAUGUCAAUUGCUGCACCACAUUGUACAGACUACAGGUAGAUUACUGACUGUAGUUAAAGCUCCAGAGAGGCACACCUGUCUUACUAAAGAGGCUCCAGUAUAUGUUAUAUGCUCCACCUGUAACAACGCCCAUGAUUGUCUAUGUAUACAAGUGAAAAAUUGCAUUGAUUAUCAGCAUAAGGUGCAAUUCCUCCAGGUUUCUGGUGAUUCAGAAACACACAACACACCAAUGGAAUUUCACCAGUGUUGCGCUGCUAACCAUCAGUCGCCUGAAAUUGCAUGCCUAAUAUGUAAAGUGUUUCAUGCUUCUUUAUGUCCUGAUAAAUGGGAGUGCUCUUAUAAACACACAAUACAUCACAUUGGGAAAACUUGCGCAAAGUGUUUCAGUCAGGAUGUUUCAGUCUUAUGUAGGUAUUGCUGUCUGCAGUAUUGUAAAAAAUGUUGGUUUGAAGAGCCUAUGUCAUGUAAGUGUGGGAAUCCUUUUCAAAAUUAUACUGCAGUUUAACAUCAUCCACACUUUAAUUGACCAUUGCCACUGUUUAUAAUAUUCAUUCUUUAUCACAUUAAGCCAAAUUAAGCCUGUUCUUAUUAUAUGCAUGUGUUCGUUUGCACAAUAAGUCUCACAAGUCUCUUACUUUCUUGUUCUUUUAUGUGGCACUUGUUGCCUCAACUCCUAACAUAUUUCAAUAAUAAUAACCUGGUGUAAAACUGAUGGUCCUAGUCACAACUCCUAUAUGACAUAACUCCUUGUGGCUUAGAUUGAUGUCUGUAAAUAUUAUCAGUAAAUAUAAUUCACAGAUUCUGUUGUUGUGAUAGUGCUUUUAUUGUGAGAUAAAUUGCAUUAAACUAAAGCUGAACUCUGCUUGUACCUUAUUUAAGAGAUUGUUGCAACAAGCCACAUUUUUACCAUUGUUAAAAAAGUGUUUCUUUGUAGGUAUCAAUAAACAAAAAUUUUGAGAUAAAAAAUUUGUUGGCAUGUGACCCAGUCUGUGAAACCCCAGCUAAAUGUAUUAUUUCUAUAGAAUAUUGUAUAUAAUCCAACUUGAGAUGGUCCUAGUGAAAGUCCCAUAAAUUGGCCAAACCAUGGUUUGUGUCAGUCUUACAUUUAAAGGUAUAGGUCAGUGGUUCCCAAACUUUUCACUUCAAGGCCCCCUAGUUGCCCACAACAAUAUUUGAAGGCCCCCCACUCACUAAAUUAUUUCCAAAUAAACUUAACUAGAGCUUGGAAUGACUAAACAGAUGUAUAUUCGCUAAUAAAAU
Molecule: messenger RNA, 2675 nt
Organism: Misgurnus anguillicaudatus (oriental weatherfish)
Lineage: Eukaryota; Metazoa; Chordata; Actinopteri; Cypriniformes; Cobitidae
Source: RefSeq, a predicted model, not a curated record